GCCCGGAGCCGUCUUCCUUCCUGUCAGAGGCGGUGCUACAGUACUUGGCAUUGGGAUUGCCCGCUCCUCCUCAGUGUCAUUCCGGACAUCAAAAUGGCUGACAAGCUGGUACCUUUGGCUGAGAAGAGACUGCUGGAUGUUAAGGUCGGUCAGCUUCCCAACUGGCUUGCCACUUGUAAUUUCACUCCAAAUGGAGUUUUGGCCGGUGUAAGAAGGGGUUAUGAUCGAUAUUAUAACAAAUACAUCAAUGUGAAAAGAGGGGGCAUUGGAGGGAUUGCCAUGGUACUUGUUAGUUAUGUAGCUUUGAGCUACGCCUGGCAAUAUGAUCACAUCAAACAUGACCGCUGGAGAAAGUAUCACUGACCAAACAAGAACCCUGGAUUUUUUGUUGUUACUCUGUAACCAGAUCUGAAAUAAUAAAUAUUUCUACUUCA
Messenger RNA from Rana temporaria (common frog), 434 nucleotides. RefSeq names its product ATP synthase membrane subunit f (gene ATP5MF). Gene Ontology annotation, molecular function: proton-transporting ATP synthase activity, rotational mechanism. Gene Ontology annotation, biological process: proton motive force-driven mitochondrial ATP synthesis. The record is from RefSeq and is a predicted model, not a curated record. Lineage: Eukaryota; Metazoa; Chordata; Amphibia; Anura; Ranidae. Bases 94 to 363 code for a protein of 89 amino acids. The transcript is spliced from 4 exons.